ACCGGAUACACUUGGACCGAGACUAUUUUCUACACACUAUCAAGAAUGGUGUCACUGUUGAAGGAAGCCCGACGAUUAUUCCUAAAUAUCAAUUUGAAUUUAAGGAAAAUUGAUAUAUAUCGCAAGCGCAGAUUUUCAGCAUGUAGUCGCUACAUUGAAGAAGCUUUCGAACUAAGUAAAAACAAAGACAUUGGCUUGGUUCCAUAUCGCAUCAAAGGAUAUGUACUUGGAAAUAGAUUUUCAAAUGCUAUUGUAGACAUGGUACAGUAUUUGGAAGACACUGACGGUUGUGUAAGGGACCCUUCAUCAAUCAGUGAAAGGGAGAUGGAAAACGAAACAGUAUUUACCAGUUCUUUAAAAUUUAGUUCUUUAUAUAAAAAAGGAUUUGACAGUAUUCAACGAAAAAACACAAAUAACAGAAAUGAUCCUCAAUUUAUAAGUGAUGAAAUAAUGCAGUUUGCAAUUCAGUCUUUUAUCAGUGGAUUUUUAAUAAACAAAGAAUAUCAUGAACAAUGUCUUCGCUCUGUCCUUGAGACCAGUGAUGAGAGAAAAAUAAUCGUUCUUUUGGCAAACCAUUUACUUUCAAGACUGAUUGCUACCUCUCCAGGAAACACAUACUUCAUUACAGACGAUCAUUGGAAGCAAUAUGAAUUAUGUCCUUGUGAUUACCAGUGUGGUGACAAGAUUUGGUAUGGUAACUCAGGAAUAGGCACAGAAUUAUUAUGGUAUGGUAAACCAGACAUUAUGUUAUUUCCCCUUGGUGGAAACUGUAGUAUUGUAAUACCUAAAGACAAAAGUUUAGAAAAUUUAUCAGAAAAAGAAGAGCAGCAUACAGACGUUAAAAAAGAAUUAAAAUUAUUAAGGGAACAUUCAAAUGUAAGCCAGUUUGUGGCCCAAGCCAUUACAUUCUCUUUUUAUCAGAAACGAUUUCAACUCCUAAAACCUGAUUAUUACCAACCAAUAGUGACACUGAUACCGACCAUUGCAAUAAAUGAUAAGUGCUUCGAUGUUUAUAUGUAUGAUACAGAAAACGAUAUUCUCUUGAGGAAUGAUGGAGAUCCAAUUCCAUUGUGGAAUAAUUUACAUGAACCAUCUGAUGCUACAUUGGACAUGGGUUCAGUUCUUCAAUUGUGGAUGUUGAUAAAUCAUUUAGCGAUUCAACCAAUUCUUUCUCAAUCAGAGCUUGAAAAAUUUUCUGGGACAUGUGGAUUUUCAACAAGUUUAACGGAUGAUCAUUUGAACAAGAUUGAAAUGGAAGUUAAAAUGAGGAGCAAGUUUAUUGAUCAUAAUUAGCAAUCUUAGUAACUUUUAUUAUAUGGAUUUAGAUUUCAUAGGAAAGGAUAUAUAAGAGCCAAUAUUUGAAAUUGGAAAAAAUUGCAAAAUUUUUCAAACCUUAACAUUAGUUAAAAUGACGAAUGAAUGAUAUACAAUCUGUUCAUGUUAGACUAAAAUUUAGAUAAGAUAAGUUAGUUGUGAAGGCACUAUGACAGAAUAAACAUGUCCAAAUUUAAAAUUUUAUCCUGAAAUUUUGCAUAUAGCAUGUAUAGUUUUGGAGUCUAGGCUCUACUUUAAAAGAUUGAUCACAUAUAUUUAUUAUAACAACCAUUUCAACUAAAUGGCAAAAUUUCAAAAUGAAAAUAUUUUGGAAGUUUCCCAUUAAAUUCAAGCUAUUUAGGCAAAAAAAAAAAUUAAGUUAAAGACAGUAUAUUCAAGACUAAGUCACUUAUGUCUUGUAGGCCUUUGAAGGAUAUGAAGGAUAUUUGAUACAAUUACAACCGUUUUUGAUUUUUGUCGAGCCUGCGACUUUUGUCGCAGAAAGCUCGACAUAGUGAUAGUGAUCCGGCG
This is a messenger RNA of Mytilus californianus (California mussel), 1845 nucleotides long. RefSeq lists its product as uncharacterized. The record is from RefSeq and is a predicted model, not a curated record. NCBI's taxonomy places the organism in Eukaryota, Metazoa, Mollusca, Bivalvia, Mytilida, Mytilidae. Bases 46 to 1293 code for a protein of 415 amino acids. The transcript is spliced from 3 exons.